Messenger RNA from Podarcis lilfordi (Lilford's wall lizard), 13454 nucleotides. The record is from the annotation of a GenBank genome assembly. NCBI's taxonomy places the organism in Eukaryota, Metazoa, Chordata, Lepidosauria, Squamata, Lacertidae.
CCACGACCAUAAAAAAACGCCUCGGUCUGCUGCUCCUGAUUUGAUGGCUGUCACUCAGCUUUCCCGGUCCCAGCCAGUAGGGAGGCCGCCCCACCGCCCACAUUCCUGCGGCUGAAGGGCGGGCAGCGGCAGCAGCGAGGCCGGCUUCGCUCCUUCCUGCCUGCUCUGAGGGGCUCAUCCUGCCUCGCUAACGAAUGGGUGUCUCUCUUUCGCGCGCGCAGCGUACUCUCCCGCGCAUCCUCUCUUCGACCCUCUCUUUCUAUUACGGGCAAAGACCUUCACAGUCUAUAAUGCGCAAGCGCCAAGAGUCGCCUUCCUUCUCCGGCCCGUCUCCGGCUCCCCGAGACAUGCGCAGUGGUAUCUCCCGUCCCGGAGAACGUUGAAUGGACGCUUCUUCCCAGCUUUCUCUGGUGCCGGAAAAGCCGGGGGGGGGCGGGCGGACGCAAAAGUUGUUGGGAAAUCGGGGAAGGACCAUGAAUGGCUGAGUGGAAAAGAAGAAGAAGGUAGCGUCUAGCGUCCGUUGCGCGCAAAUGAACACGCCAGGCAAUCCCGUGUUUUGAUAGCUCACAGUCCCCGCCUCCCGCCCCGACUGUUAAUUUUAAGUAUUAUAUGCAAUAGAUUUAUUAAGUUCUCCCACUGCGUCAGCCUUCCCUUGUUUUAGACCUGAGUGCCGAUUAGCUUAAUUCGAACUGUAGUUGAGCAUAGGGGCAUAGAAACAGAAGCUUGUCUCUGAGCGUGUGCAAAGUGCCAAUUCCAUUAAUAUUGUGCUCCCUUACCGAGCGUCCAUUUCAGUAAUGCCACCCAGACCACUUCUUCUUUUCCCAAUUCCGUAUUCCUGUUCUGAUUGUCGUGCUGAGGAUGUGACAAGGUCCCCAUCUAUUUUCCUGAAGUGAUGCAGGUAAAAUGAAUAGAGAUUUCAUUUUCAGGUCUUCUUAGUACUGUACCUCAACAGAUACGGUUGUUUGUGUUGUGCCUGUCAUGUUCCUUUUGGUGAAAUUAGAUUACGGCUGCACCCCUAAACAGGCUUAUUUGGAAAUAAAUCUGAUUGAAACCAACAGGAUUUAUUACCUGUGGGGACCAAAACUGAAAUCCGGGCUGAUCAGACCUGGAAGUGUCCUUAGUUUAUUAAAGGGGGGAAAUGUUAUUGUCACUCAAAAUUAUGUUCAUUACUAACCCUGUCAUUAGAUCUUUAAUUUUCAAAGGGUUUCUUGUCCUUCCUAGAUCAUCACUGGGGGAUGAUGGGCAUCACUCACUCCAUUUCUCUGUGAUCCUGCCAUGGCUUGUGUGCCUUGUUCCAACACCAGCGAAUUCCCCUUCUUGGCAGACAGGCAUGCUCGUCUUAUACUGGCCCAGAUCAACAAGAUGAGAUGUGGGCAGCACUUCUGUGAUGUGCAGCUCCAGGUUGGUGAAGAAGUAUUUAAAGUCCACCGGCUUGUCUUGGCUGCAAGCAGUCCUUAUUUUGCAGCUCUGUUUGCAGGAGGGAUGAAAGAGUCUUCAAAGGAUGUUGUACGGAUCCUAGGUGUGGAGGCUGACAUCUUUCAGAUACUGCUGGACUUUAUUUACACAGGUAGACUUCAUUUCUAAAACAUUUUUUGAGACCUUGUUAUGCUUUUUGACAAUGCCUUAGUAUCAUGGAGCUUGUGAAUCAAAUGGAUGUGCUGUUUUAUAACUUGUCACUGACUACAUCACAGGCAUCCCCCAAAUUAUGUCACAGGGUCUUCAUUGGUCUGAAUUGUAACACUUCAGAGUUCAUAUGAGGAGCUCCCUUGACUGAAUGUUCAUCCAUAAGAAAAGUUCACUCUGCAUGAAAAAAAUAAAAUGUGAGGUAGAGGGCUUCUAAUCUAGUUUUCUCUGUCAUGCUGACUAUGUGCUGGGAUUUGGGGAGGGUUAAGGAGGAACAUUUAGUCUUGUCAAUGUCUAUGUUCCCAGUCUGAAGUUAUAAUUGAGACACAUUUGCAAUUCUUUAUGAACAGAGCCAGCUAAUUACCAUAGCAUUAGCUGUUUUAUCAUCCGUUUAGUGGGGUGGGGGAAAACAUUCAAUCUGUGCUAUUUGGUUUACGAAAAAGUGUGCCUGUGCUGUAACGUUUCCUGAUCAGUUAAUUAUUUUAAUGGCUGAUGAUACUCCCCCUAAGAUAUUAAUAACAUGGCAAUAAUGUACUCCAGUAGUAUCAUUCAAGGGACAUUCACAAAUUUGUGGUCAAAUUGUAUGCUAUUGUAUUGGCAAGAUUUCGUACCAGCUGAAAUAGUUAUCUGUUGUUCGUUUAGGCAUAGUCAGCAUUGGUGAAAGUAAUGUCCAGGAGCUGAUUGUGGCAGCAGACAUGUUCCAACUCACAGAAGUUGUAGACCUUUGCUGUGAAUUUCUGAAGGGGCAGAUUGAUCCUUCAAACUGCAUUGGACUCUUCCAGUUCUCCGAGCAAAUUGCCUGUCACGAUCUGCUAGAAUUCACAGAGAAUUACAUCCAUGCCCAUUUCCUGGACAUCCAGGACGGAGAGGAAUUCCUGGCUCUGACAAAGGACCAGCUCAUUAAGAUCUUGCGAAGUGAGGAACUGAGCAUAGAAGAUGAGUACCAGGUUUUCAUAGCUGCAAUGCAAUGGAUUCUGAAGGACCUGGGGAGAAGAAAGAAACACGUGGUGGAAAUACUGGAUACAGUUCGAUUUCCGCUGUUACCCCCACAAAGACUCUUGAAAUACAUAGAAGGUAACUCAGAGUAGGGUAGUGUGUGUCUGUACUACAACUCUGUAUCUAAAUCUGUAUAUCUUUUCACAUUACUCAAUGACCCAUUGUGGGCUCUUUGGACUAAUUUUGUGAAGCCCUAACAACUAGAAACACUGGCAUCCCAGCAGAGCUCCAAAACCUCUCAUUAGCAUUUAGGCCUGGAAUCACUAUUACAUAUAGCACCUGCCAGAUUGGGGCCUGUGAUAAAGCUGAAAAUCGUUUUGGAAGUUUGCAGCUGUGGGUAAUACUGGGUAAGGUAAAGAGACCCCUGACCGUUAGGUCCAGUCGCAGAUGACUCUGGGGUUGCAGCGCUCAUCUCGCUUUACUGGCCGAGGGAGCCGGAGUACAGCUUCCAGGUCAUGUGGCCAGCAUGACUAAGCUGCUUCUGGUGAACCAGAGCAGUACACAGAAAUGUCGUUUACCUUCCCGCCGGAGUGGUAGCUAUUUAUCUACUUGCACUUCGUGCUUUUGAACUGCUAGGUUGGCAGGAGCAGGGACCGAGCAACGAGAGCUCACCCCGUCACGGGGAUUCGAAACACCGACCUUAUCGGCAAGCCCUAGGCUCUGUGGUUUAAGAUCCAUUAAAAAGACCUUGCAACAUGAGGCAGAACAUGGUGGCAUUUUACUUCUAACAGGCAGGGAAACCUUGGAUACAUACACACACACAUACAUAAUUUUAUUUUAUUUCACAGUUCAAACCAUGUUCAAGGCAGCUAACAACAUGGGGGGGGAAAUAACUACAACAUAACAAAAGUAGUCAUAAAACAUUAGAAAGUACACAACCAAACGGAACAAUUUCCACAUAAAUCAUGAAAAGAUAUAAAAUAACUAUACAAAGAAACAACAGCAACAAACUCCCUCAUUCCCACAAAAUAUGCUCCCAUCUCCCGGAAAACCCCAAAUACUGACAGUUUGGUCAGUGUGAGGGGUAAGGCUGAAAACUUCUGCAGGAUGGGGUGCGGAUGAGUAUGUGCCUAACUUCAGGUGUCCAUACAUCUAGGUGAAGAAGUGGUUUAUGUAUCAAAGGAAAGAGUGAAGACUGUAGUUCAAAAUAGAGCCUUUAUACUUUUUAAUCUGGACUGGCUUGUAUUCACAAAGGCUGUUAAUGAGAACCAUUAAUGUAGACAGCAUUAGGAGUCUGGGGAACUUCUUUCUGCCCUAUAGAUUGAACAAAAUCUGAGCCUGGAUAUUUCCCAGCAGGGCUACGAGGCAUUUUGCUAUACCUAUAUUGGCUCUUAAUGGUUGGGGUUAAGGAAACAGGAGGAAAGUGAUGUAUUUUAGUAUAUGAGGUUAUUGAUUUUUUUAAAAAUGUGCUGUGACCUAUGCUGAGCUCUUUGGCUGGGGGCAAACUGCAAAUCCAAUAAAUCAGUAGUGGGAAACAUUUUUCUGCCCAAGGGCCACAUUGCCACAUUCCCUUCUGGGGUCCACAUACCAGUGAUAGAUGGGGCUGGAGGAAAAAGUUGGUAGAGCAAGGAAUUUCAGUUUUACCUUUUCUACACACCUAGUUUCUACACACACACUUAAACAUCUCUCUGUCUUCCAUCCAGGUAAGCAUGAGUCAUUAUCAGAGUUCAAAGACACAUUCUAGCCACCCAAAAGCACCUAAAGAGAGUGAUUCAAAGGCAGUGAGGGAUGUGUCCUGGAGAGAUGGUGGGUCUGAGGAAGAAUAGAUGGUCUGGGGAGAGUCCCAAGGGUCAGGCAGGCAGGACUGCAUUUGGCCCCUGACCUGAGGUUUCCAAGCCCUGCAAUAAAUCAGUAACAAUGUAAUUGCUAAAAACUACACAUCCACCUGGUUUAUCUGUAGAUUGGCUAUCACUGAUUGUCCCACGCUUUUGUCUUCUCAAGGGGUUCCUGAUUUCAGCCUUCGAGUGGCUCUUCAAACCCUGUUAAAAGAAUACUGCGAAGUGUGUAAAUCUCCAAAGGAGAGCAAGGUUAGCAGUUUCCUGCAGGCGGCAAAGGCACGUCCCAGGAGGAAAGCCAGGAAGUACCUGUAUGCAGUAGGUAGGAAUCCUGUCUCCUCAUUAGCAUUUCAUGUCUCUUCAGAACCUGAACUGCUGGAGAAGCGCUGCAUGAGAAGAGCCUGUGGAGCUGCUAAUGGUGCCUGCCAUCUCUGUUUUUUGAAUAGGUGGAUAUACUCGCUUGCAGGGAGGCCGUUGGAGUGACAGCAGAGCUCUCAGUUGUGUGGAGCGUUUUGACACUUUCAGUCAGUACUGGACUACUGUGUCUUCUUUGCACCAGGCUCGAAAUGGGCUGGGAGUUGCAGUAGUCGGAGGAAUGAUCUAUGCUAUUGGAGGUAAGGGCAAAGAAUUGCAUUUCUGGGGGUGGGGGAUAGGCUGUUCUUUAGUACUUGCCACAGGUCUUUCUUAUUAUUCACUUAGUGGAAGGAACUCGCCCAGAGACAAGAUGUAGCAUUCUAAAGCCACAGUAUACAAAAGUUACAAUGAUGUCCUGAGUUUGACAGGGAGAAUAUCUGGGCCUUGCCGUUUGGGAUUCCCGGGGUUUGGGGACUCUGGUACAGUCCAUUUCCCCAGACUUCUCCAGUCCUUGCACCAUGCAGACAUAAACCCAUUCAUUGUCUUGCUAACAUAUUGCAGACAUUCAUAGGUAUGUAGUCAAACACACAGAUGUAGUUCCACUCACAUAUAGGGUUAUCAAAGUAAAAUGAUCAAUGACUUUUCUCAGUGUCCCAUUGUACCUUCCACCACUGAAGAUCUCUUUUUUCUGGAGGAGGCUGAGUGAGCCCCUUUACUUCUUUCAGGGUGGCAGGAGGAAGAGGAAGAAAAAACUUUGAUCACAUUUGCUUUCACCUUCCUGAAGCCUACAUAUUUUUGUAUUAUCAUCUCUCAGACUUGCAUAGUAUACACACAAACCAUGGUUUAGUGCUAUAUGGAUGAGCUUGAGUGAUGCAUCGAGCUUGAGUGCUUCUCCCAUGGAGUUUAGAUCCUGGCUUAAAACAAAUUCUAAUUAUCUGGUUUUGUAACUGUGGUUUAGAAUUAGCAUAUUACAAAUCUUAAGUUUGGUUUAAAUCAGGAUCUCUGAUUCAGACAUUACAAUAAGACAGGAUUCUGUAAAAGUUAAACUAAACUUACCAGAAGGACAUCUCCUUACUGCAUUGGGGGUGGAGGGUGCUGAGUGUGUGAGCUGGUUCUCAGCUCCUUCAUUCUGAUCCACAUAGCACUAAACCAUAGUUUUGCAAAUAAACAUAGAUGCUUCAAAUGAUCUUCUUUCCUGUUCUACAGCCACUACUACUAAAAAUACAAUUGCUUGUGGUCAUUCAAUGGCAGCUGUUUUUUGUAGGUUUAAGGAAAUGUAGGAAGCUGCCUUAUACUAGGUCAGACUAUUUGUCCACCUAGUCCAGUUCCACUCUAGUUCUCCAGACUUUCAGGUGGAGAGAGGUCUUUCACAUCACCUGCUACCUCAUCAUUUCAACAGGAGGUACCAGAGAUUUGAACCAGGAAUCUUCUGCACGCAAAGUGUUUUCAUUUAUAAACUGGAACACCAGGCACUCAUAGGAGGCAUUGCAUCCAAAAGUGCAGCCGUGCCUUAUCUUAGUUAUACUUGUUAAGGAUGUGGUAAAGUUCCUGCCAAAAGUGAAAACUCUAAGUGCAUCUGUGGUAUACAGACUUCUGCUGUGUGAAAUGAAAAGUUUUGUAAAUACUGUUAACUGUUGAAGCAUUCCAUCCUGUGCUUGCAGGAUACUCCCUGUCCUAUUAAUUAACAUCCUGCCAUUGCUGUUCCUGCUGCAUGCUUUUCUUCCUUUUGCCAUUUAACCCCUCAAACCUUUCAGUAGUUAGAAUUUUGCAGAAAUGUAAUUAUUGCAUAUUACUUAAAGAAGAUGAUAUGAUUUACAUUUUCCUUUAUGCCGGAUAACUUGUAUUUUGGAGAUAAAGUCAUACCAGUUUUGACUGGUGGUACCUGUGCAUCAGAGAACUCAUUUAGAAAUUGGGCAUUGGGGGAAGGAGAAGAACUUUGGCUUCAGAAAUGAAGCAUUGCAUCUUGCAACUAUGCUAAGAUGCUCAAUGGAUGAACUAUUCUGCUAUUAGUUGAUCAAUAUAUUGAAGAGAUAGCAUACAAAAGAUGUUUUAACUUCUCUAUGUUCUUGCCUCUCUUCUAAGGUGAAAAAGACUCUAUGAUAUUUGAUUGUGCCGAACGUUAUGAUCCUAUUACUAAACAGUGGGCAGCUGUAGCAUCUAUGAACCAUCCUCGCUGUGGACUUGGAGUGUGUGCUUGUUAUGGUACCAUCUAUGCUUUUGGCAAGUCCUUUGACUCUACAGAAUCCAUUACCUCCUUAAGCUAGGGGCAGAGUUUCAUUAGUGUUGUAUACUGUAGAAAAUAGGAAUAACUCCCAAACGUGUAUGGUAGCAACUAACUAGUAGCUUCUCUGGUAAAGUAUCCUUUUUUCAGUAAAAAGGUAAAGGGACCCCUGACCAUUAGGUCCAGUCGUGACCGACUCUGGGGUUGCGGUGCUCAUCUCGCUUUAUUGGCCGAGGGAGCCAGCGUACAGCUUCCAGGUCAUGUGGCCAGCAUGACUAAGCUGCUUCUGGUGAACCAACUUCAUCAGCCCUGGCCACCUUUACAUUAGACAGCCUUUUUGGCUCAGCUGCCAUUGUAGCUGCUUCAAGGAGAUAGAAAUAUUAACAAUGUUUUCUAUUCCUUGCCUUCAAACGUACUCUGGUUUUCAGGAGGCUGGGUUGGAGCAGAGAUUGGCACCUCGAUUGAACGUUUUGAUCCUGAAGAGAAUAGCUGGGAAGUGGUGGGCAGCAUGGCUGUGCCGCGCUACAAUUUUGGGUGCUGUGAAAUGCAAGGUGAGUGGACUUGGAUACAGUCAUACCCGUUACUUCCAGGUUUCGCCACUCGUGCAUGCGCAGAUGGUCAAAAUGACAUCACGCGCAUGCGUGGAAGCGGCGAAUCGCGACCUGCGUUCACUUCAGGAUGCAAACGGGGAUCCGGAACGGAUCCCAUUCAUAUUCAGAGGUACCACUGUAUUUGAAUAAUUGUUGCUUAUUGUUAAUACUGUCACAGACUACCCUUGGGCUGGUUCGGCACUCCAACUUGUGGUAAACCUUGCAGCUAGAUUGCGGAUGGGGACAGAUUAUCGGCAGCACAUAACUCAGGUGCUCAAAAGCUUGCACUAGCUAGCCCAUAGGCUAUCAGGUCAGGUUCAUGGUUCUUGUAUUAAUUUACAAGGCCCUUAAAUUGGUUCCAGGAUACUUCAAGGCUUGUGGAGUGUUCUAGGGGCCAGGUAGAGAGACAUGGAAGGCUGCUUGUGGUAUACACACUUACCUCAAGUCCCAUUUGAAUUUAACUUACUUCUGAGUAGGCAUGCAUAGAAUUGAGGUGAGCAUUUGGAAAAAUUGAUAACCUAACAAGUGGUGUGUUAUCUUGAAGGGCAUUGAGCAAACUAUGUGCAACAAUUUUGUUGCAUUAUGCAAAAGAGCUGAUAGUUUAGAAAGCAACUUCAAACUGCGAUCCACAACCCACUCAUUCAAGAACAGUCCUAAUAAGGAAGACCAUUGAAAUUCUUGGGAAUUACUAGGCUGCAGAUUACAGUCCACAGUGCAUGUUUUCUAGAAAUCCUUGAAUACCAACAGUGCUGGUGUGGCAUAGGUAUAAUAGAAAUUCCUUGCAUUUCCAGGUUUAAUUUAUAUUGUUGGGGGCAUCAGUAAUGAAGGAAUAGAACUGUGUUCUGUCGAUGCCUAUGAUCCAAUAUCUAAGCGCUGGUCUGCACUCCCUGAAAUGGGCACCAGAAGGGCAUAUCUGGGUGUGGCUGCUCUGAAUGACUGUAUCUAUGCUAUUGGAGGAUUGAAUGAGUCUGAAGAUGCUCUUCCAAGUGUUGAGAAAUACUCUUUUGAAGAGGUAGGUUUCAGUUCCCACAAAUCAGAUUCCAAGGUGUAUUCGUUGUUUAUGUUGGUUUGCAGUAGUUUGUCUCAUUGAUAGGUACAAAGAAAUGAAGUUGUCAGUAAUGCGUUCACCAGUCCCCCAAUGCAGCUGAAGUCGUGUGUGUGUGUGUGUGUGUGUGUGUGUGUAAGGUUAUGUUCAGAUGCACAUAGUUAAAGCAAUGAACCUGAUGUUGGCCUAUACUUAGACUUCUCAACUGAAUGACGUUCAGGAAUAUCCAGUUUUCCCUGUUUUCAUAAGAAGCCAACUAGGUAGCGUAUUAAUUGACUGGUUCUUGUGGCAGCCAUGAAGCCACUCACCUGUGCAAAGUGUCCAGAGCAAUAUUUUAAGUCUAAGAAAACCAGAUUGCUUCCGGGGUGUGUGUGUGUUUAAAUAGAUAAACAUACUAAGCAGGGAGAGAGGGGGAAGUAGAGAUCCUCCCACAGCAGAAACUUUCACCUGCUGCUGGAGGUUCUUAUGUCUAUAUAUAGCCUAAGUGUCCUACUUCCCCGGUGAUAAGUAGGCUAGUACCGUAUUUUUCGCCCUAUAGGACGCACUUUUUCCCCUCCAAAAAUGAAGGGGAAAUGUGUGUGCGUCCUAUGGGCGAAUGCAGGCUUUCACUGAAGCCUGGAGAGCGAGAGGGGUGGUGCGCACCGACCCCUCUCGCUCUCCAGGCUUCAGGAGAGCCCCAGCGCCAGCCCCACAAGGUCGGGGGACAGAGGGAGGCGGAACGCCGCCAUCCCGCUGUCUCCCGAAGUGGUUUGGAGGCUGACGGCGGGGAGACCCCGCCGCCAGCCCCGCAAGCUCCGGGGACAGUGGGGAGGCGCAGCGCGUCUCCCCGCUGUCCCCGGACCUGAUCUGAAGGCGGGCGGCGGGGAGAAGAGCGCUUCUCCCCGCUGCCUGCCCCGCAAGCUCCGGGGACAGCUGGGAGGCGCAGCGCGUCUCCCCGCUGUCCCUGGACCUGAUCUCAAGGCGGGUGGCGGGAAGAGCGCUUCUCCCGCUGCCUGCCCGCAGCUCCGGGGACAGCUGGGUGGCGCAGCGCGUCGCCCCGCUGUCCCCGGACCUGAUCUGAAGGCGGGCGGUGGGGAGAAGAGCGCUUCUCCCCACUGCUGGCCCCACAAGCGCCUGGGGGGGAAAUAUUUUUUUUUUUCUUUAUUUCCCCCCAAAAAAACUUGAUGCGUCCUAUGGAGCAAAAAAUACGGUAACUAUAAAAUCUCAUGCCACUAUGCCAAGUAACUAAUGGAGGUCACAGUCCUUCUGUUUUCCUGUUGUGACACCAUGAUACACUUGCUUUUGAAUGUGCAAAUAUUCCUUUCCUGCCCCCCCUCUUGUUUUUACUCAGAAUUAAUUUGAAUAAUUGCCACCCCCUGGCUCUGUACUUAGGCUCAUUUGGAGGGAAGGAUAGAAAAGAAAUGCAACAGCAAUAAUAGUAAACAGUAGUAGUAAACCCAUGGGUAUAGGGCAGGCACCCCCAAACUCAUCCCUCUAGCUGUUUUGGGACUACAAUUCCCAUCAUUCCUGACCACUGGUCCUGUUAGCUAGGGAUGAUGGGAGUUGUAGUCCCAAAACAGCUGGAAGGCAGAGUUUGGAGAUGCCUGGUAUAGGGCAGUAUAUCAAUAAAUAAAACCAUAAUGAUGAAAUGGAAUUCCACUACUAAGACUACGGUGAAUGGUCAGUUUAACACAGACCUUCCUACAGUUUAUUUACACCUGCUAACUGUAGAUUUAAAGCACAUCUCUGGAGAGGAACAUACUACAUAGAAAACAUUUUUUUAAUUAUUUGUUUCAUUCAUUAGGAGAAAUGGGUAGAAGUUGCUUCAAUGAAGGUCCCAAGAGCUGGAGUAUGUGUUGUAGCUGUGAAUGGCCUCCUUUACGCCAUUGGAGGAAGGACUGCCAGUUAUGAUUCAUCUGCCCCAGUAACAUCAGAUUCUGUGGAAGUUUAUAAUCCGCAUUUGGAUACUUGGACUGAAAUUGCUAACAUGAUCACUAGCCGCUGUGAGGGAGGUGUGGCGGUGCUCUGAAGAACAGAACACUUAAAAACAACUAAGAUUGGGGAGUGGAUUUUCAAGUGUUCUCGGAAUAGUGACAGUUUGGGCUAGAGACUUCUGUUCACAGGCUCUACUGAAACCGUAUGCUUCUCCAUGUGGAACAUAAACUUCAUGGGUGAUUCUUCCAGUUUGUUGAUGGUUGAUUGCUGCCCUUGACACUUGGGAAACCGUCUGCUGUUCGUCACAUGCCAAGACACAAUCAGAAUGCAGUUGGACUUGCUGUAUUUGAAGUGGAGAAGGUUGAAAUUGUCCUAACCACAUUACUUCCUAACAGGGAUCCUAAGCAAUAGUUUUAUUCUCAUGAAAAUCCAUUACAUUAUUUAUUUAUGAGCAGACGUUGGCUUUCCAUAGCCUAAAUUAGUUUCCUUGGAGAAAUGCAACAAAAUGAUGGAGCUAUUAUUUACAUACUUGUUUGGGACUUUUGUUUUAGCUGCUCAUUGCCUUUAGGAAUAAGUCAAACUUGCUUACAAAAUGAAAGUAUGGUAGUUUACAUCUCACUCUUAUUUAUUUAUUUAUUUAUUUAUUCAUUCAUUCAUCCAUCCAUCCAUCCAUCCAUUCAUUCAUAUGCCACCUCUUUCCCUGAUGGGACUCAAGACAGCUUACAGAUAAGAAUAUUCCAUUCCCUGGCUCAUGUUGGAUAUUAAGAAUCUGCCCUCGGCUUUGGGCUUUUGUUCCACAUAUGCAUACUUAGCUAUGUAGGACUGUUUAAGACAGGAGACAACUGCAAUAUUAAAAACCAAAAACAAAUCUGUCUUCACAUUUCCUGCCCCGUAUGACUUCCAAAGGAUCCACAUCAUGCCCUGUGCUUCCAUGGUGAAGCAAAGAGUUAAAAGCAAUAAAAACAAGCACAAUAAAGGAGUUGGAUGAGAGAGGGAAAUGGCAGUAGCAAAAUGAUCUAACAUCAGAUGGUAGUCUACCAGUUCAUUUAUUAUAUCAUAAAUGCCUUUUCCAUCUUUGUAGCGCCUUACCCCAUACACAGUUACAUCUGUGGAGAAGCAUCACUAUGGCUGAGUACUAUUACCAUGUCAGUGGAAAACAGUUCCCUGCCUUAUGACACACAACUCUACUUCUCCUUUGCAUCUGCAAGUGAGGCACUGGAUGUGCUGGACUGAUGUCUUGCCCCAGUAAUGCACUGGAUGACAGCCAACAAACUGAAGCUCAAUCCAAAGAAGGCUGAGAGGAUGGGGUUACACUCCCUCUGAAGGAGCUGGUACAUAGCUUGCGGGUACUCCUGGAUCCUUUGCUGUUGCUUGAGGCUCAAGUGUCCUUGAUGGCACAGAGUGCCUUCCAUCAGCUUUGGCUGGUGGCUCAGCUGCACCCCUAUCUGCGCCCCUAACUUCUGUUGUCUAUACUUUGGUAACCUCUAUGUUAGAUUACUGCAAUGCCCGAUACAUAGGGCUGCCUCUGAAGACGAAUUCAGCUGGUGCAGAAUUUGGCGGCCAGGUUGCUCACUGGGGUAUAUUACACAGAUCCUAGCUCAACUGCUUUGGCUGUCAAUUAGCUUCUGGUCCCAAUUCAGAGUGCUGGUUUUGACCUAUAAAGCCUUAAACAGCUCAGGACCACAAAAUACAUGAAGGACUGCUUCCCAUAUACAGUGGAACCUCUAUGUGCAACCAUAAUCUGUUCCGGAGGUCCAUCCAGAGGUUGAAACCGGUUGCUGGGAGAGGUGCCAUUGUGCACAGCGGCGAUUGCCCACUUCUGCGCAUGUGCAAAUGGCGAUUGUCACUCCUGCGCAUGCACAAACAGCAGCAAACCCACUGGUUACUUCCAGGUUUGCCGCGAUUGCGACUUGGAACAAUCGUAAGAGGCAGUGGUAAGUAGAGGUUUGACUGUACUGUCCCAGACUCCGCGUUCAUCUGAGGCCUUUCUCCGCGUGCCUCCACUUGGGGUUCGGAGGGUGGCAACACAAGAACAGACCUUUUCUGCAGUAGCUUCCCAUUUGUAGAAUGCUCUCCCUACAGAGCUUCACCUGGCACCUUCAUCUUUAGACACCGGACAAAAUUUAACUCUUCAACCAGGCUUUUGGUUGAUUAAUAUUCUAUAGCCUUUUAAAUGUGUUUGUGGGAAGGAGGGAUUGUUUUGUGUUUUUGUUUUAAAUAUUUACAUCCAUUUUUACCUUGUAUUUUAUCCUGUGAACUGCCCUGAGAUCUUAUGAUGAAGGGCGGCAUAUAAAUCUAAUAAAUAAACAAACAAACAAAUAAAUAAAAUACAUGCAGGUCCCGCUAUUGGAACACUAAUUAUCCAAAAUCUCAGUUAUCAGAACCCAAAGAACUAUACCAGAACCUUGUUAUAUAAACAGCUGAUUCAGAUAUCCAAAAAGCCAUUGUUUGUCUACUUCCCUACCUAUUUCUGAGGAGAAAUUGGACAAAUUGGAGCAGGAGAAAUCAAUCAUUUUUUCCUUUGUUUGACUUUUGCUGGCUGGCUACAGCAGUUUGGGGCAGAAACCAGGGAGGGAGUUUGGACAAAUCACAGAUUAGAAAUGUUCCCGUAGGAAAUAAUAAAAAUCAGCUUGUUAUGCAAAUGCUAACCUAGUGAUUUCCUGGGAAUGCACUGUGUUGGAAAGCAGGACUUGUGUGUACUUUUAUCACAGUCUAACCAUCCUUGACUAGAAGUCCCAUUUAUGUAGUACUAAAUAUGGGGACCUUCCAGACUGGCUGUUUACUGAACAUCCAUCCCAAUAUAUUUGCACAGAGGCUGAACACUUACUACCAGCUAGUGGUUGCUAUUGCAGGCUUCCGCGUUAGCAGCCCACUGAUCAGGAUUUAGCAGAAAGCAAAUUCCAUUAAAACAAGAGAUUUACUGCCAUUUAACAACU